This is a messenger RNA of Coccidioides posadasii C735 delta SOWgp, 353 nucleotides long. RefSeq lists its product as uncharacterized. Lineage: Eukaryota; Fungi; Ascomycota; Eurotiomycetes; Onygenales; Onygenaceae. The record is from RefSeq and is a predicted model, not a curated record. Gene Ontology annotation, biological process: proton motive force-driven ATP synthesis. Gene Ontology annotation, molecular function: proton-transporting ATP synthase activity, rotational mechanism.
CGCUACCCUACACAACAACCAAAAUGCCCUUUCCCUGGAAGAAAUACCCGGUGCCUAUCGCCCGCCCACUCGCUCCUUUCAUCGCCGCCUCAUUCGUCAUCCUCUACGGCGUCAAUUCCCUCCAGAACGCCAUGGUGAACUCCGAGGAAUUCAGAAAUGACCCACGAAACCCUAACAGGCGCGUCAGUGCUGCAGAGAAGCAUUAAACAUUGAGAUGAUGAUAAAAAGUAUGCCUGCGACCGAGAUAUAGACCGCGGCAAUCAUGGGGUUGAAUGGGAAAGCUCGGCCGGAGACCUUUGUACAUUGAUUAUAGAAUACUUCUAUUGAAAGCUCUACGCCCCGUUUCCGAUUGC